Molecule: messenger RNA, 2534 nt
Organism: Bubalus bubalis (water buffalo)
Lineage: Eukaryota; Metazoa; Chordata; Mammalia; Artiodactyla; Bovidae
Exons: 16
Coding region: 205-2292 (695 amino acids)
Source: RefSeq, a predicted model, not a curated record
UUCCCUGACAUUCUUUGUUGUUAUCUUUUCCCCUACAUAUAGCUAGCUCUUUAUGCAUUCAUCAUGUCUACAGCUCCAUGCUGACAGCCCUGUGUGGGAACGGAAGCCUGCCAUUUUGUCCAUUUGAGCUGGCAAAAUAUUGCUCUCCUUGUUCUGGUAACUUCCAGGCUUGGCUUUCUUUCCCAGGUCCAGAGCAUCCAAUUCAUGGAGUUCUCAGAAGUGGAGAACCAGGAUGAGUACUACAGUAUGGGUGCUGGUUACAUCCACACCCAGGACCAGCAAGGAGUGUAUGUCAUGUAUGAUGAAGCCUUGAGUGGUCUGAAGGACCUAGAGACAGAACUGCUGCUUGUGGCCAGCCAUUACAUUGAGAGAGAAAAAGGUCACAAAGAGGGCAGCAAGUCACAUAUUGACCAGGACUGGGGAUGGACCCAUGCAGGUGCGGACAGAUUUGCUGUGCUGUAUGACAUGUGGACUUGGGAAGCAACUUUUCUAGAAAGCAAGCGCCAGCUUCUUGACAGUUACUUUGAAGCCUACCAGCAUGCAUUGGACCCAGAGGAGAGAUUUGCCUUAGCACAAGUGAUCACAGACAUCAUGCACAGGUGCCCAAGGUUUGACUUCAGUCAUCCUUACUUCAUUAAGGCCUACCGAGAGGAAUGCACCUGCCUGAGGCUUCACCUGCAGCUGGUGAGGGGCAUCCUCAACCAGCACAUAGAGUGUCAGCGUGAGUAUGUUCAGAGGCUUUGGCAAAAAGGCCGUCCAGAUGCUAGCAAUACAUUUGGACUUCCCCUUAACAUAAUUUGCAAACAACUCAUUUCCAUCAACAAUAGCUGCUCGGCUUUGAAAAACAUUUAUCUGCUGGAGUUCCACCCUUCCCUGGGCCUGGCUUCCUGUAUCCCCAGCGCCCUCGAGCACCUCCUCAGGGAGGCCCGCCACACUUGCAGGCCCACAUCAGCCAGUGCCCUCACCUUGCUGGAGAGACGCGUGCUACGGCUGGCCCUGGAUGUGUGGCUCACCCCAGCCAAGCCCCAGUCCUGGUACAGUGCACAGCUCCAGAAAGAUCUAUUUUCAGCUAAAGUGAUGGGUGAUCUCUUUCUUGUGGGGGAGACAGGCCUGCUUGCGCUCAAAUCUGCAGCAGACCAAGGACAGAACCAAGGCCAAGAUUCCCAAAUGCUGCUCCUGGAAAUGUUUUCCAAACUUUUGGAACUCUUGACCCUCCGGCAUAGGCUGAUAGAGAUGAGUCUGGAGACUGUACACUUGGCACGUCUCUAUAAGGAUUUGGCGUGUGAGAUGGGUUUUGAAGAGUUCCAUUUGUAUCUGAGGCCUGUUCACUUUGAAUCUGCAUCACACAAGGACAAGGUGGUCCAUCCACCUCCUGUCUUUAUAACCUCUCUGCUGGAGGACAGUGACUGCGUAGACAGAUAUUCUCCUGCUACUCUUGUCUUAGCUAUCUCCGAAGUGGAUGAUAACCAAAUUGGCAAAUUUAGUUUUUAUACAAAGGAAGCCAUUCUUAAGCUCUUGUGCCAUUCAGGAGUGGAAAAUAUGCAAGUGACCCUAGCAUGCCAGGCUACUCAGAAGAAUGCUUUAAUGGUGGCUGUCCAGCAGGCAUCCUUCUAUCACACACCCCGUGGGAGCUGUCCUGCUAUCAAGGAAAUAAGUUCUGGUCUGAGAAAUCAUAGUGGCGUGGGUCCAACCAGAAGAAGAAAUUCCAGAAUUGUGAAUGGUAUAGAAGGCAUGCUGUUAGCCCCAAUUCCAAAAGUCUCAGAUGCCCUAACUCAUCCUUCAAAAAGAUUCCAGGCUACCAAAAGGGCUCCGGAAGCUUUCGUGUCUAUUCAACUAGAAAAGGUGGGGCUGCGGGACAUGAUGCUGAACGCCUUCCUCCUCAGGAAACAAGCCAUGGCUGACAGAAUGAAAAACCUUGAUGAAAUUGGGAAAGUCAAGAGAGAUGUUAUAGUUGAAUAUUGCCAGAAGUUCAACUGCCAUAUGUCUCACUAUGCUCUUCAGGGGCAGAUCAUAGCAUACUGCAACAGCCUGAGAGCCCUACUGGACGAUUUCCCUACUAUCAGAGAUAGUUUUUUCAUGGUGGGACAACGACAAGAAAAGGAGGAGUUGAGGGACUCCAAUGAUGGCCUCAAGAAUGACCCCAGGAGUUUUCAGCCCCGGCCACGGCGUUUGCUGUCUGCUGAUGGGAAAGUCUUCCUCGACUUAUGGUUCAUACCCCAUCCUUCUGAAGUGCUGGUUAUGUUCAAAACUCUGCCUGAAAAGGAUCUGGACUUCAAGAGCUGCAGAAAAUGAUUGACAGCCUCCAGAGCCCCCAAGACCCCACUCUGGUGUCCCAGGUCCUUCUCCUCCAAAGGGAAGUUAUGUUUCUGCAGUUUGACGCUGCAGUGAGGUACCUCAUCCGACGAACAUUUUUGGCAGCUAGAAAUGCUUCUGCCUACCAGUCUGUCACAGACGGCAUGUACCAUGGGUUGCCAUCACUGAGCAACUCUCCAGUGAAGAGCAUUUUUUACUUCCCAGCUCAGCCUACCACAACC